CGCUCCUGCGGCAUAUGGAGGUUCCCAGGCUAGGGGUCAAAUUGGAGCUGUACCCACUAGCCUACACCAGAGCCACAGCAACUCAGAAUCCGAGCCAAGUCUGCAACCUACACCACAGCUCAUGGCAACACUGGAUCCUUAACCCACUGAGCAAGGCCAGGGAUCGAAUCUGCAACCUCAUGGUUCCUAGUCGGAUUCGUUAACCACUGAGCCACGAUGGGAACUCCAAUAUAUGCAUUUACAUUUUAGGUAUAAGGCAGGAAAAACAAAUAUAUGGACAUAUAAGGACAAAAAAUAAUAUUUUUAACCUGCCUAUGAGGAAAAUAAAUGCAUUUAUGGAGAGAUAGGAAGUGAGAAGUGAGUGGUCCCUGGUAAUGGUUGGUAGGGAAAUUUGAAUUCAUUUUGGGAUAUUAAAAGGGAGAUAAUGGCAAAGAUUGAGGCAAUCAAGUUAGACAUACUUACAGAAGGGAUUUGUUUGUCUGUUUUUUAAUUGUAAAUAGCCUUUUUUUUUUUUUGUCUUUUUGCCAUUUCUUGGGCUGCUCCCACAGCACAUGGAGGUUCCCAGGCUAGGGGUCUAAUCGGAGCUGUAGCUGCCAGCCUACGCCAGAGCCACAGCAACGCAGAAUCCGAGACACGUCUGCGACCCACAUCACAGCUCACGGCAACGCCGGAUCGUCAACCCACUGAGCAAGGGCAGGGAUCGAACCCGCAACCUCAUGGUUCCCAGUCGGAUUCAUUAACCACUGUGCCACCACGGGAACGCCAGCCUUUUCUUUAUUCAGGGUUUUCUGUGACUAGAUAACAUUAUUUACUUGUAUCGCUCUCUGUGCUUUCUUAUAUUCUGUGAUUUCAUCUUUAUAAGACACUUGACUUGAGUUUGCUUUGUUGUUUUUGCCAAGCACUUUUCCUAUUUCCUGUUAAUCAAAGUAGGAGCGAGGCUGAGGUUUUCAUGAGCAAGGAGGCAAAGGCAGAUUUCUUAAAAUGGAGCAAUACAUAGUAUUCUGUGAAGGUGAUGAAAAUAUUCACCAUGGCAACGAAUCUGCUUUACCCAUAAUGCAAAAUGCCCUAUUUGCAUAUGUUUUGCCAGAGAAUUCUGAAAUUAGCGUUCUCUGUGUUAGAGAACAUAGGGGAGGUAAUGUGCUACAUAGAUUGAAAAAAAGAAAGAAAGAAGACUUAGACUUAAUUUUAACCAGAAAUGAAAUUUGGAUGCUUUCCUGAGAUCUCACCAGAAGUUUGAGUAUCACUACUCCUGAACAGAUGAUUGAAAAGGCCAAAGGGGAAACUGCCUAUUUGCCAUGCAGAUUUACCCUGGGUCCAGAAGACCAGGGGCCGCUGGACAUCGAGUGGCUGCUGUCACCAGCUGAUAAUCAGAAGGUGGAUCAAGUGAUUAUUUUAUAUUCUGGAGACAAAAUUUAUGACGACUACUACCAAGAUCUGAAAGGACGAGUACAUUUUACAAGUAAUGAUCUCAAAUCUGGUGAUGCAUCAAUAAAUGUAACAAAUCUACAGUUGUCAGAUAUUGGCACAUAUCAGUGCAAAGUGAAAAAGGCUCCUGGUGUUGGAAAUAAGAAGAUUCAGCUGACAGUUCUUCUUAAGCCUUCAGGUACAAGAUGUUAUGUUGAUGGAUCAGAAGAAAUUGGAAAUGACUUUAAACUAAAAUGUGAACCAAAAGAAGGUUCACUCCCAUUACUAUAUGAAUGGCAGAAAUUGUCCAAUUCACAGAAGCUGCCCACCUUGUGGUUAGCAGAAAUGACUUCACCUGUUAUAUCUGUAAAAAAUGCCUCUACUGAAUACUCUGGGACAUACAGCUGUACCGUGAAAAACAGAGUGGGCUCUGAUCAAUGCCUGCUUCGCCUGGAUGUGGUUCCUCCUUCAAAUAGAGCUGGAACAAUUGCAGGAGCUGUUAUAGGAGUUUUGCUUGCUCUAGUGCUCAUUGGUCUUAUUGUGUUUUGCUGUCAUAAAAAGCGCAGAGAAGAAAAAUACGAAAAAGAAGUGCAUCAUGAUAUCAGGGAAGACGUGCCUCCUCCGAAGAGCAGAACGUCCACUGCCAGAAGCUACCUCGGCAGCAACCACUCGUCCCUGGGAUCCAUGUCUCCUUCCAACAUGGAAGGCUAUUCCAAGACUCAGUAUAACCAGGUACCAAGCGAAGACUUUGAACGCGCUCCUCAGAGUCCAACUCUCCCGCUCGCUAAGGUAGCUGCCCCUAAUCUCAGCCGGAUGGGAGCGGUGCCUGUGAUGAUUCCAGCCCAGAGCAAGGACGGGUCCAUAGUAUAGAGCCUCUGUACCUUCAUCUGUGCUCUCCAUGUUCCUUUUCUCUUCUCAAAGUAUCAACACCUAUUCUGUUCUGAAUUUUGCUACCAGCCUCAAAAUAUAUCAAAAAGAAGUUCACCAGAAACGGUAAAAACUCCAGGUUUUGUGCAGUUAUAUUGAAAUAGUAAAGGCAUUAAAGAAAGUUCUAAGGACAAAUUCACCUUCUAAGUAAUAUAUCCUUUAAGAGCUUGAUUUUAUAGGGUUCUGGGUAUCAAUACUUCAGUCAGAUGUAGCACUUUGAGUGUGAAGUCAUAGGUGAAGAAAGAAAUUGGUGAACUUACAUGCAUACCAAGCUGAUACUUGAAUCAUCUGAAAGUGGUACUUUAUAGUUUCUACCAUUACUUUUAGGUUGCCUUUUUCAAUUAAUUUAUGACCCUGUAAUUCCCCUGCCCCCAAAUUGGUACAGAAAGAUUCAUGACAAAAAUAGUCACAUACAUUUAUGUUGGUUCUUGUUUUUGCUUCAGUGAAAACUCUAAAUGUGUUUAAAGUAUCUCUAAUAAGUAGAAAACACUACAGUGUUCUAGAAACCACUCGUUCUGAGUCAUUCAUAAACCUUGUCUAUGAAAUGACUUAAGUGCUUAAUUGAUAGGUUGCUCUGGGCAGCAGGGACGUAGUAAGCUCCUUUUUUAUGCUAAAAUAAAGGAGCAUCUGUCUGGUCCAUUUGGAAAAUUUGCUGUCAGCUACAUGUAGUGAUGGUAGUAGUGGUGCAAUAGUGAGGGUGGACUUUGUUGCCGAGUGUCUUGAUGCCUUGAGGCCUGUGCAGGUCUUCAGAACCCUGAUUUGCUGUCAAGGAUGUGUAGUGUUUUGCAGUUCUCAACCAAAUGCUGGCCCUCCACUUUAGGCUAUAUUUUUCUAGUAAGAAAAAAGUAUAACUCAUUUAUUAUCUGACAGUUAUAGAAUAUCUGUAACUCCCUAAUUAUUGGUUCUAAAUUAAAAAAAAAAUUUACCCCUGAUUUAGUGGGGGUUUGGGGUGGGGGAGGGUUUUUGUUUUUGUGAUGGUGUUGCAUAGUAUAUGUUCUAGGAAUAUACUCUUAAAUUUGCCAUCUUGAAUGCUGUUCCUGGAGGAUAUUGUCUUCAUAAACUUAGAAUGAUGAAAUACACCCUAAACUAGUAAGUGUCCUCCAUCAGUUCUGUAUUUCAGACUUGGGAGGAUGUACCGUUGCUAUUGUAUGGCCAACACGUCUUGUGUAGUUGCAGAAAAUCAAGUUGAGCUUUGAAAAGUUUGUCUUAGUUUUGUGGAAGUGACUUAAUCUUAAAAAAAAAAAAAAAAAGGAAAGAA
Messenger RNA from Sus scrofa (pig), 3589 nucleotides. RefSeq names its product CXADR Ig-like cell adhesion molecule (gene CXADR). Gene Ontology annotation, molecular function: cell adhesion molecule binding. NCBI's taxonomy places the organism in Eukaryota, Metazoa, Chordata, Mammalia, Artiodactyla, Suidae. Gene Ontology annotation, cellular component: bicellular tight junction; basolateral plasma membrane; intercalated disc. The record is from RefSeq and is a predicted model, not a curated record. Gene Ontology annotation, biological process: homotypic cell-cell adhesion.